UGUGGGCUGUCUUCUGACUGUCGAGCAGUGGAAAGGCAGUCUGUUGUAAUCAGAUGCAGUGAGCAGACCCACUUCCAAUUGGUGUUCAGGAGCAGCCAGAACUCUUCAGGACCUCUUCAGAAUUACUCAAGGACCUCUCCAGGACUUGUCCAGAAGACAGAACCAGUGAAGUGCAGCCCUGAGCAGUCAUAGUGGAGUGGUCAGGAAGGACAGAGAAUCAUGGACCAGUGCCUCUUUGCUUUGGAGCUGGUGGGGAUGUUGGUGUUCAUGGCAGCCUGGCUUUGUGCCCUGGCCUCUACCCUGAUGCCCCAGUGGCAGACCCUCUCCACGCAGCUGCUGGUCACAGAGAGCUACCAGCAGGGGCUCUGGGAGACCUGUGUGGUCCAGGAGCUGGGAGGCAUCGAGUGUCGACCGUAUGACAGCCUGCUUGCGCUGCCUCAGGACUUUAAGUUGGCUCGUAGUUUCAUGUGCAUAUCUUUGGCGUUGGGUCUGUUAGGGAUUCUGUUGGCCAUCCCUGGACUCCACCUUGUGAAGAGCUGUGGCCAGGGACCCGGGGGCCAGAGGGCCAAGAGGAUCCUGAAGGUGGUGGCCGGGGUUCUGGGGAUGGUGGCUGGGGUGUUGAGUCUGAUCCCUGCAUCCUAUGUGGCCCACCUGACAGUGGAGCGCUUCUUUGAUGAGACUUUGCCAGAGGUGGUGCCGCGUUGGGAGUUUGGUGAGGCCUUGUUCUGCGGUUGGGUGGCAGGGUUCCUUUUCCUGGUGGCUGGGUUCCUCCUGGUGGCAUCUUGUCUGGGUGCAGUGGUAGAUCAGUCCAGAGGCCAUCUGACUGACUCUCCGAGGAGGUAUGAUGUCCACAACGCCUCCAGGAAACCUCCAGAAUAUGUCUAAAGGAGAGGAAGACGAAGAGGAGAGAAAGAGAGGCUGUUUCAACCUCUUUUGAAAACAGCUAAAUAGCCUAAGAACCAGCCUCAUCACUGACUGACUGCUCUUUGACAGGCUGCAUCUUUAGCAGCAGACCCACUGCAACUUUCACACCUGUAGAGCUUGAUUACAGGUAAUUGCUGUCAGACACAAUUACUUUUGUAAGUAUAUGUUUCCAGAUAUUCCAGAUCACUUAUUUUACAUUUACAAUUUAAUCAUUUGAUCAUUCAGCUAAUGCUUUUAGUAAGUUAUGUUUGGAGUAUAUGUCCACUGGAUUUAAGAUGUAUUUGUGAAUAUAGUUAAUAUUAAUCAUAUACAUUUUGUUAAAUGCAUUCCACUGCAUUCCACAAUGAGUGUGGCAUUUAGGAUUCUCUUACAAUAGGACUGUACUGAAGUGUGACUUCUAUCCAGACUGGAAAGGAACUGUUCUCUAAAUCUGUUUUGGAGCCGUAGUUUAUGGAUGAUCAAGGCAACACUGCAGAGAUAUGAUGUUAUGACUGUAGUGUUUCCUAUAACAUGUUACUACUCUGUAGCUCCACACCACUGUGAUUAUAACAUGAUAAUAUUCACAUAUAGAGAUAAUGGAGUGCCUCUGUGAGCCUUAUUGUAACAGGGCAUUCAAAUAUACUUGAAAUAUACUUGACCAUUAAUCUUAAAUAUAACUGAUGAUUCACAUAGAUCUACUGUAUCUGACAAUUCCUAUUAAUAUACCUGAAAAAUGCAUGUAAAUAUAUCUGAUUAUACAUAGAAAUGUAUUUGAUUCAUAUAAAGAUGAACACAGUGAAAGAGUUGUCUUGUUGUAUUUUUAAAUACUGCAGGGUUGUAUGUAUGGUAAGUGUGUGUAA
Esox lucius (northern pike) is the source of this 1763-nucleotide messenger RNA. RefSeq names its product putative claudin-24. Lineage: Eukaryota; Metazoa; Chordata; Actinopteri; Esociformes; Esocidae. The transcript has a single exon. Gene Ontology annotation, molecular function: structural molecule activity. Gene Ontology annotation, biological process: cell adhesion; bicellular tight junction assembly. The record is from RefSeq and is a predicted model, not a curated record. Bases 220 to 885 code for a protein of 221 amino acids. Gene Ontology annotation, cellular component: bicellular tight junction; plasma membrane.